CCAGCAAGGCAGCCUGGCCUGAGGCAGGCUAGGAAGCAGAGCUGCUUCGAAGCAAGAGGGCUGAACGUUGAAGCGAGGGGAGGACUGGUUAGAGUUCGUUCUACUUGCAGUAGACAAUUGGCCACUCAGGGUUCCUUAGCACGACUUUGAGAACCAUGGCGGAGUAUGAGCCAGCGGCGCCGAUCCAGUUUCCUUCAGCAGAGGCUGUUGGGAUGAAGCGGGCCCGGGAAGACGGGUUUGAUGGAGCUGUCCCGACAGGCCAGCAGCAGCAGCAGGCGGGGGGCCCCUGGCCAGGGUACCCUGGAGAGAAUGUGUACCGCCUGGUAGUUCCUGUAAAUAGGGUUGGGUUAAUCAUUGGGAAGAAAGGUGCGUGGAUCAAGAACCUAUGUCAGGAGACAAACGCCCGUGUGAAGGUGAUGGAGGCAAUUCCAAGGACAGAGGAGAGAGGGGUGCUCGUGUCCGCCCGCGAGAAUUACGACAUGGAGCUCCCCCCGGCCGUGGUAGCCCUCCUAAAGGUGCACGACCGCGCUGUUCUGGGGGGGCACGACGAUGAGGACCAGCAGGGGCGGCCGCCGCCCCCCAUUCCGGAGACGGCCACCGCCAAGCUGCUGAUCCCGCAGGUGCAGGCGGGAACGCUCAUCGGGAAGGGCGGGGGGACGAUCAAGGCGAUGCAGGAGCAGACGCGGGCGAGCAUCAAGGUCCUGCAGGAGAGCGAGUUUGUGAGGAGUGACGUCGGCCUGUACGCCUUGCCUGACGACCGGCUGGUGGAGAUCUCGGGCCCCGUGGCGGCCGUCCAGACUGCGCUGCGCGUAUGCGCCCUCCAGCUGCGCAAGUACCUCGUCGACCGCUCCGCCGUGCCGCACCUCGAACACCCGGAGAGGUCUAAACAACCAGCCGGUCAAUCUGCGGCGCCUAUGUCGUACGGUGGGGCUAGCGCAGGAUACGGAAACGGGGCCGGCGAUUAUGGCGGGGGAUACGGUCAGUCAGGGGGCGGUUAUGGCUCUCAGGCGUCGCAGUGGCCUGCUUCGUAUGGUGGACAACCGGACCCUUAUGCCGCAGCGGCACCAAUCGGGCAGAUCGUGCAAAAGAUGACGGUGCCUGUAGCGUACACGGACGCGAUCCUGGGACCAGCGGGGAGCCGCCUGAGCCACAUCCGGCAAACUAGCGGAGCGACAGUCAUCGUGACGAUGGCGGACGCGAACCAGAACCUGUCGUUCGAAAUCACGGGCAGCCAAACGCAGGUGUCGACCGCGCAGAGGCUAGUCGAGAGCUAUAUGGCGGGUGGCUCCACGGCGCCUGCUGCAGCGGGGGGCUACAACCAGGGGUACUACAACGCCCCCGCGGCUGGAGCUUAUGACCAGACACAAGCUGCAUCGUAUCCUACUCAAUACACCGCACCUCAAGCAGCUCAGUACUCCCAAUAUGGACAGUACUAAAGAUUUCUGCUUCAAUGAAUCAGGACCUUCAUCGUGUACGACUUGUGAUGUCACAGACGCCACAGCUUACUUGGUCAACUUUGAGCUUUUUACAAAACCUGAACUCUUUCAUUCUGUUGGCAUGUGGUGUUGACUGAAGUCUUUUUCGCUUGCCUUAUGGCGGUUGUGGAAGUGGGUUGUGACGCGCCGAAAUGUGG
Messenger RNA from Klebsormidium nitens, 1633 nucleotides. The record is from the annotation of a GenBank genome assembly. NCBI's taxonomy places the organism in Eukaryota, Viridiplantae, Streptophyta, Klebsormidiophyceae, Klebsormidiales, Klebsormidiaceae.